Molecule: messenger RNA, 1819 nt
Organism: Cyprinodon variegatus (sheepshead minnow)
Lineage: Eukaryota; Metazoa; Chordata; Actinopteri; Cyprinodontiformes; Cyprinodontidae
Gene: myoz1a
Product: myozenin-1-like
Exons: 6
Coding region: 258-1193 (311 amino acids)
Cellular component (GO): actin cytoskeleton; Z disc
Molecular function (GO): telethonin binding; actin binding; FATZ binding
Source: RefSeq, a predicted model, not a curated record
UCACACUCCUAAUCUCAGCUUCUUCCUCCUCCUCCCAUCUUGACACUAAUUUCUAACCCCCCCUGCCCCCAAACCCAUGGCAAGAUCUGCUAUCUGACUUUUGGAUCGGCUUUGUACAUUGCGGGACCUGAGUCUAAUCAUACAUGGUGUCAGAGGCACUGAGGGAUUUGUACUUUUGUGUUUGAGAUUGAUAUCUCUCUUACUGUUUAGUGUUUAUAGGUCUUUCUCUCUUCACAGGAUUACAAAAGAAUCCCGCUAUGCCUCUGGGAACACCUGCCCCCCUAAACAAGCGGAAAAAGCCCUCCAAGAUCAUAACUGACCUAUCGCAUAUCAGUCAGGAUGAGUUUGAGUUGGAGCCAGAAGCAUCAGAGUUCGAUCUGGGAACUAAGAUCAGGACCCCCAAAGAGAUCAUGCUGGAGGAGCUCUCUCUGAUGAAUAACCGAGGCUCCAAGAUGUUCCGGAUGAGGCAGAAGAGAGUUGAGAAGUUUAUCCACGAGAACAACCCAGAUGUUUUCACCAGUGACUCAAUGGACAACUUCCAGAAGUUUGUUCCAUCCUUGGGAGGUCAGAUAGGAGGCCAGUUUAUAAAUCUUGGAGGGCAUUAUGUAAGCAAAGAGACAAAACAUAUGUAUUUAGGAGCUACACCUGUAGGAGGAGGGGCACCAGUGCCUCCACCUAAGCCUGGAAGCAAGGGGGCAGGAGCAGGAGGAGCAGGAGGAGCAGAUGGCGCUGGAGGUGCAGGAGGACUAGGACUGGCUGGGGAUGAAAGAGAUAGUAAAGGAGACGGAACAGGAGCUAGAAAAGAUGGUAAAGGUAAGACCCUGGUGGUCGUAAAGACGUAUGUGUCCCCAUGGGAGAAAGCCAUGAAGGGUGAUGAGAACCUGCUGGCAACUCUUAAAGCUGAAAUGCCUGGUCCUGUGGACAGGAAAGCUUUGCCAAAAUACAAAAGCUUCAACAGGAUGGCCACACCGUACGGUGGCUUUGAAAAGGCCAACCAGUUCAUGAAAUUCCAGUUGCCAGAAACUGAGGUGACCAAAGAGGAACCUGAACCCGCAGUGGUGUACCAACAUGACAUCGGCUGCCGUCCCUCUUUCAAUCGUACCCCUAUCGGCUGGGUGACCAGCAACGAGCCCAGCAGCAUCCACAUGGAGACAGAUGCCGUGCCCUUUGAUGGGGAAACAGACGAGCUGUGAAAAUAUAAUACUGUGAUUGCAAAUACUCCCAUGUUUGCCUGACUGUAUGGCUAAAGUUCAGCAUGCACAAACCCACUGUAGGUGAGCUAAAGGUCCCUGUAGAACUGAUGAAAUAGAAUGAAACAGUAUGAAAAAAACAGAAAGUGUAAAUGCUUGUAUCUUCCUCUGUAAUGAGUUGUAACGUAAACAAAAAGCUGUAGGUGAUGAAAUGUCAAACUUUAAUUACAGCUUUAAAAGUUCCAAACUUCUAGAAAAGAGAAAAAAAAUUGCUUGUGUAUGAAGAUGGAGAUUCCUACUUUAAGAUGUCUGUGUGUGCACCAUUAACGUAAAUGUUACUUCAUUUAUUUCCCCUUGCAUUUUUGCUAAAACUCUUUAUUCAUAUACUGUAGGUAAAAAUACUACACAAUAUGUUCUUAUACUAAAUUACCUAAAUCAACUUGCCUCUCAUAGAGUGAUAAAAUCAGAUUUCCUCUUAAGGGUUUAUUAGACAAUGUCUACUGUUCUUAAGAUAAAUUGAUCGAGACUGGAAGUUUUCAAACUUAAAGCAGAAACCUCUCACAAAUAAUAAAAAUAAGUUUUACAAAUAAUGUAAAGGUGGAAGGAAAAAGUCCCAUGUUAACAAAAUA